Populus nigra (black poplar) is the source of this 6714-nucleotide messenger RNA. RefSeq names its product disease resistance protein RUN1-like. The transcript has 6 exons. Gene Ontology annotation, biological process: defense response; signal transduction. Lineage: Eukaryota; Viridiplantae; Streptophyta; Magnoliopsida; Malpighiales; Salicaceae. The record is from RefSeq and is a predicted model, not a curated record. Bases 161 to 3643 code for a protein of 1160 amino acids. Gene Ontology annotation, molecular function: ADP binding.
UGCCAUUUCAUAGCUAACUCUUUGUUAUACUGAACUUGCUCUUCUUUGCUUCUUUCUCGUUUUAAUUUCAUGUCUUGCUCAUAACGAUAACUUGAAAGCCUUACGUUCAGAUAGAUAAUCAUUGACCAGUCCAUCCUAUAUCAUUCUAUUUAAUUUACAAAUGCUGAAAGAAAAACGCAAGCAAUCCAAAGAUGAAGAAAAUGAUUCAUCAUCGCGAAAGAGAAGAAAAGCUGACCUCACUGCCAUGACAGAGCCAGAGUCUUCUCGAUCUAGACCAGAAGGGGCCUAUGAUGUCUUCUUGAGUUUUAGAGGAGAAGACACUCGCAAGACAUUUACAGAUCAUCUAUAUACUGCCUUGGUCCAAGCAGGAAUCCACACUUUUCGAGAUGAUGAUGAACUUCCGAGAGGAGAAGAAAUCUCCGAUCAUCUCCUCAGGGCAGUUCAAGAAUCAAAGAUAUCCAUAGUUGUCUUCUCAAAAGGAUAUGCUUCUUCUAGAUGGUGUCUCAAUGAACUUGUAGAGAUUCUUCAGUGCAAAAACAGGAAAACCGGUCAGAUUGUUCUUCCUAUAUUCUAUGACAUUGAUCCUUCAUAUGUGAGAAAACAGAAUGGCAGUUUUGCAGAAGCAUUUGUUAAACAUGAAGAGUGUUUUGAAGAGAAGCUGGUGAAGGAGUGGAGAAAAGCUCUUGAGGAGGCUGGAAAUCUAUCUGGAUGGAAUCUCAAUGAUAUGGCAAGUGGGCAUGAAGCAAAAUUUAUCAAAGGGAUUAUCAAGGAUGUGUCGAAUAAAUUACGUCGCGAGUGCUUAUAUGUUCCUGAGCACCUGGUAGGUAUGGAUCUUGAUCACGAUAUUUCUGACUUUCUAAGUACUGCAACAGAUGAUGUACGCAUUGUGGGCAUACAUGGGAUGCCAGGAAUAGGUAAGACAACUAUAGCAAAAGUUGUAUUUAAUCAACUCUGCUAUAGAUUCGAGGGAAGCUGUUUUCUUUCGGAUAUCAAUGAAAGGUCAAAACAAGUUAAUGGUCUUGUUCUUUUACAAAAGCAACUUCUUCACGUUAUUUUAAAACAGGAUGUUGCAGACUUCGAUUGUGUUGAUAGAGGAAAGGUUCUGAUCAAAGAACGACUUCGUCGCAAAAGAGUUCUUGUUGUUGCUGAUGAUGUGGCUCAUCGGGACCAGCUAAAUGCAUUGAUGGGAGAUCGAAGUUGGUUUGGUCCCAGAAGUAGAGUAAUUAUUACAACAAGAUAUUCAAGUUUACUUCGUGAAGCAGAUCAAACAUAUCAGAUCAAAGAAUUGAAACCAGACGAGUCCCUUCAGCUUUUCAGUUGGCAUUCCUUUAAGGACACCAAGCCAGCAGAAGAUUAUAUUGAGCUUUCAAAGAAAGCAGUUGAUUACUGUGGAGGACUUCCUUUAGCUCUUGAAGUUAUAGGAGCUCUUCUGUACAGGAAAAACAGAGGUGAAUGGGAAAGUGAAAUUGACAACUUGAGCAGAAUUCCAAACCAAGAUAUUCAAGGAAAGCUUCUAAUAAGUUAUCACGCACUUGAUGGUGAACUACAAAGAGCAUUCCUUGAUAUUGCAUGCUUCUUUAUUGGUAUAGAGAAAGAAUACGUCGCAAAAGUGCUAGGAGCCCGUUGCCGUCUCAAUCCAGAAGUUGUUUUGAAAACUCUCCGUGAAAGGUCUCUGAUUCAAUUUCAUGAAUGUAUAAUUAAAGAUGAAAGGCAGUUAUUUGGAAGGACGGUAAGUGUAACCAUGCAUGAUCUAUUACGAGACAUGGGAAGGGAGGUCGUUCGUGAAUCGUCUCCCUUGCUUCUUGGAAAAAGGACCAGAAUUUGGAAUCAAGAAGAUGCAUGGAAUGUACUUGAGCAGCAGAAGGGUACGGAAGUUGUAGAGGGUCUUAAACUGGAUUUCAGAGCAUCAGAAGCUAAAUCACUGAGCACAGGAUCAUUUGCAAAAAUGAAAUGCUUAAAUUUACUCCAAAUCAACGGAGCACAUCUCACCGGAUCCUUCAAACUGCUUUCUAAAGAGUUGAUGUGGAUUUGUUGGCUUCAAUGUCCUUUGAAAUAUUUUCCAUCUGAUUUUACCUUGGACAAUCUAGCUGUUCUUGAUAUGCAGUACAGUAACCUCAAAGAACUAUGGAAGGAAAAAAAGAUUCUCAACAGGCUAAAAAUCCUUAAUCUCAAUCAUUCUCAGAACCUUGUUAAAACACCAAACUUGCUCAGUUCAAGUUUAGAGAAACUAAUUCUGGAAGGUUGCUCGAGUUUAGUUGAGGUGCAUCAAUCAAUUGGACAUUCGACGAGCCUUGUUUUCUUGAAUCUGGAGGGAUGUUGUAGUCUGAAGACUCUCCCUGAAAGCAUUGGUAAUGUAAAGUCUCUUGAAACUCUGAAUAUUUCUAGGUGUUCACAACUUGAGAAAUUGCCAGAACGCAUGGGUGAUAUGAAAUCCUUAACUGAGCUGCUAGCCGAUGGGAUUGAAAAUGAGAAAUUUCUCUCUUCAAUUGGACAAUUAAAGCAUGUCAGAAGGUUAUCAUUGCGUGGAUAUAGUUCUGCUCCACCAAGUUGUUCUUUGAUUUCAGCAGGCGUUUCGAAUUGGAAACGUUGGCUGCCAACAUCUUUCACUGAAUGGAGAUUAGUGAAACGUCUUGAGCUUUCUAAUGGUGGUUUGUCUAAUCGCGCAGUUAAUUGUGUUUAUUUCAGUGGUUUGUCCGCUCUAGAAGAAUUGAAUCUAAGAGGAAACAAAUUCUCUAGGCUGCCUUCUGGGAUCGGCUUCCUUCCCAAGCUACAGGUCUUGUUUGUUCACGGAUGCGAAUAUCUUGUAUCAAUCCCAGAUCUUCCCUCAAGUUUAAGCUAUUUGAAUGCAUCUUAUUGCGGAUCAUUGAAAAGAGUAAGAAUACCAAUCGAGUCAAAAAAAGAACUACAUAUAGAUCUAGAUCAAAAUCAUUCGUUUGAAGAGAUUCAGGGCAUCGAAGGUCAAAGUAAUAUUUUCUGGUAUAUUCGUGUUCAUGACAGUAGUCAGUUAUCAAAUAAAUUACAGAAGAGUUUUGUUGAGGCAAUGUGCAACGGUCGUCACCCGUAUCUUAUUGAGUGCAUUCCUGGUGAGAUGCCAAAAUGGUUGAGCUACAGGGGAGAAGGAUGCUCAUUGUCAUUCCAUAUACCUCCAGUCUUCCAUGGCUUAGUUCUUUGGUUUGCCUAUUCACUAGAGAAGGAAGAUUAUUAUUACUUCAACACUCACAUUAUUAUUAUUAUAAGAAAUAAAAGCAACGGUAUUCAAUUGCUUGAAGAUAUACGAACACCAGGAAUUGGGGGAUGGAUAAGAUACAUAAGUAGAAGUGAAAUGACAAUGGAAGAUUACUGUGGAGAUGACGAAUUGGAACUAUACAUUUCUUCAGAGCCCAACGGUGUUCCACUGCAACGCGUACACAUUAAAGAAUGCGGGGUCCAUGUGAUCGCAGGAAAGUCAGAUUCAUUUGAAGAGUCAGAAGUGAAAAGAGAUGCAGUGAUGCCUUCACCACUGUCAUAUCAUCUGCUUCCCCAUCCCCAUUGUGGUUCAAUUAGAGCGUCUACACCAGAGCAAUGGAGCGACUAUUUAUUUGCGAAGCUACGAGAACAUACACUCAGUUCAAGGCUUUAUGGUAAGAACAAAUAUUUCAUUUAGUUAUUUUUAUUCUAUUAUAUUUAAUUUAUGAGAUUAAAUAUUAUCUUUAAUUAUUUCAUUAUUAUUAUUUAAUAUAAAAAAAUUAAAUAUCAUUUUUAAUAAAAAUAUAUUAAAUAUUUAAGGCUUUUUGGUAAGAAUACAUAUUUCCUUUGGUUAUUUCUAUUUUAUUCUAUUUGAUUUAAGAGAUUAAAUAUCAUCUUUAAUUGUUACAUUUUUCUUAUUUAAUAUAAAAAAUAAAUAUUAUCUUUAAUAAUUAGAUCUAUCCAAUAUCACUUAAAAAAUAAAUUAUAACUUUAAUAAUUAUUUUUUGAAAAACAAAAAGCCAACAAUCACUAACAUAUUUUAUUAAAAUCACUUUAGUUUAUUUAGAAAAUAUUGAAAAUUGAUUUUUGUUUUUUUACAUUAAAAUUAAAAAAAUUGAAUAAUGUUUUUAUAUUUUAUUUCAAACUCGAUAUUUUAAAACAAAAAUGAAAAACAUGUGAUGUUAACCUUUUUUAUUAUAAAGUAAGUUUUUUAAUUGAAAGUGAUGGGAAUUUGUUCGUAAUAACAAUCAUGCACGUUUAACUUUCUUUUCAAACAUUUUAGUGUCAUUCAAUGAUCAAAAUUUGAUGGUUUUUUAAGGUCCGGAAGACUUGGAUUGAGGUGAGAGUAUACGAUCAUUUUACAUAGAGAUGCUUGAAGUUGCUCUAAAUAAGUACGGUACUUGUUGGCUUGAAGAACUGACAUGUUGAUAUGUAUUUGUUGGCUUGAAGAUCAUUUUCCAAGCUUGAAAGUUUUAUUGAAUGCUCUUUGAAAUCUUUUCCAUCCGCUUUUAUAAUGUUUUCAUUAUAAAUUUAUAUUUAUAAUGUAAUUUAUAUUUUCCAUCCAUGAUGUAAUUUAUAUUUUCAAGUUAUAAAUUUUGAUGAAUAUUGUUUCAUUUUUUUCCUCACUCAUUUCAAAAGAUGAAAAUCCUUGAUGUUAGUUAGAAAUAAAUUGGUUUUCUAGGAAGAGAUUAUUGAUUUGGAUAUAGUAUUUGAGUUUGUUCUUUAUCAUUUAAUGUUAUAAUUUAAAAUAAUUGAUGAAAAUUACCGAUACACAAGAAAGCUCUGAAAGCAUCCUUAAUUAGUCUAAUAAGUAAAGUGUUGUUAGUUUUGGCUAUAAGAUCUUCCUAUGUAUUAUUGCAUGGUUUUUACUAUUUUUUUGCAUUUUUUCUUUUUGUGUAUACAACUUUUGUUUUUCUUGCCAGUUUGUCAUUAGCUUCAGGGCACCAACACCAAUUAAUAAUAAAUUUCGGACUAUUAUUAAAUAAAAAAACAUAAACAUUGUUAAAACACCAAACUUGAAUGCAUUGAGUUGACUCACGUAUUGUUAUAUUGGUUUUGAGUUCAAAUAGACGUUUAAAAAGGGAGUUUUUCAUGAAUGCAACCCUUCAUGUAUUCAAUAUGAAUGAUGGAGAUUUUAAUGUCUUGUAAAUGCAUUCAUUUAUAUAUGGAUGAGUUUGCUAAGAAUUGAUUGGUAAAAAACUUGAAUGCAUCAACAAUUUUCCUUUUCUCAUUGAUUUUAAAUCUUCCAGGCAGAUAAAAUAGCAUUGGUUUUAUUCUGUUAAAAAUGGACCCAUUCAGCUUAGGCAUCAACAACAACAUGUUGCAUCCACAAUCUUACCACUACAUUAUAAUUAUAAACGAAACUAAAAAAAUAUAUUUAGGAGGACAGAGUUAACAGACAUGCACUAACACACACUGUGCAAAUCAGUGUAUAGCUGUUAUAACAAACAAGUGUACAAUCUGUUUUCUCCAACCUUCCAGCAUUAUUCUCCCGAGCAUAUACACAACCGAAUGUAUAGGCAAAUUAUGUGAGCAUAUUCUGUCAGCUCAAGAUUAGGCAAUUCUGUUAGCUCUGUUAUCUUUUGUUGUAUAUAUACGUGAAUGAUUGAUUCAAUAAAAUAAGCAAUUCUGUUAGCUCUGUUCUCUUUUGAUUCAAUAAAAUAAGCUUCUUCUCAUUCCUGCUCUUCAUGGUAUCAGAGCACUAACAUUAUCUUUCUCUCUUCUCAUCUGCCUCCUUUUUCUUUUCCUUUUGUCCUCUAGCUUCCAAUGCCUAUCAACACCACUAUCCUUAACACAAAUGAAUCUCACAGCACAUUGAUUACCAAUAAUGUAGCAGCCCAAUGUAGCAGCCCAAAUUCCAUUAAAACUUACCUCCACCAACUAUCUAGCCUGGAAACUUCAAUUCCAGACUCUAUUCAUUGAAACACCGCAAUUUUUCAUGAAAAAAUCCAAAGGAUUGGUACUUUGGUGUUUGUGGGGCUGGUAAAUGAAAGAACAGAUCAAGAGAUGAAAUCCCUCUAUACCGCUGUUAUUCCUUUCAAGGUGCGUAUCAGGUGUUUGAAAAACUUCCUCAACUGAAAAUAAAAAGGUCCUGUUUACAACCUUUUUUUAGUCCUUUUCAAAUCCUCCAAUGUGUUGCAUUUACUGAAUAUGAUAGUGGGAACUUAUUUAUCAAGAAUUACCUACUCAGAAGAAACUGUUAAGAGGCAAUAAUGAUUUUUUUUAUUUUAGAUUCCAUUGUCUACAAACUUGGAAGCAUACGGACCAGUCAGAAGACAACAUGUUUAUUUCACAUAUGGUUAUUCGAAUUCGUCUUAGUACAACAUUUUAUUCUUAAAAUGAUGGUAAACCAGAAACAACCAUCCAAUACUUGAAGAUCUGUUGAAGAUAUUGGGCCUUUGGAAAUUUUGAAGAGAAUUGGAGCAGUUGCUUAUGGAUUAGCUCUUCCACCCAGCUUUGUCAUCUAAACAUCACAUGUAUUGAAGCUUCUUCGUGCUCCAUCACAUGUAUGAUGGACAGUUCCAUGUAUCCAUGCUUGAGAAGUAUGUCAACGACAGUUCCAUGUAUCCAUGCUUUAGAAGUUAUCUCCGUGCUCCAUCACGUGUAUUGGAAUCAUAAACAGCAGCAUUUCAAGGAGAUAUGUCAUGUGAAAUUCGUUCUAAUGAGAUUGCUUCAGUGAAAGUAAUGUGAGAAGGCCAUCCGAGUGAUGAAGCAACACGAGAACCUGAGAAGAUGAUACGUAAUAAAUAUCGUUAUUUCUUCAUUCAA